Messenger RNA from Conger conger (European conger), 1976 nucleotides. RefSeq names its product xin actin-binding repeat-containing protein 1-like. NCBI's taxonomy places the organism in Eukaryota, Metazoa, Chordata, Actinopteri, Anguilliformes, Congridae. The record is from RefSeq and is a predicted model, not a curated record. Gene Ontology annotation, biological process: actin cytoskeleton organization; actin filament organization. Bases 1 to 1596 code for a protein of 531 amino acids. Gene Ontology annotation, molecular function: actin filament binding. The transcript has a single exon. Gene Ontology annotation, cellular component: focal adhesion; stress fiber.
AUGGAUUCUCAGAAUAGUGACAGCAGUAAUGAGAUCCAUCUCGAUUUUCAGGCAGCUCUUCAGAAUUUUGGAGGGAGGAAAAAGAGUGUUGUGGUCACUAAUCCGGUCGUACCCAAAAAAAUUAGUGUGGUUCGAGUAGAGGACAAUAAUGAAAUAAAGCAAAUGGCUACAAAAGACACCUGCAGUAAGCAAAUGUCUGUCAAAGACCAAGAAAACCUUCACUUGGACAGACUAAAAUGUAGCAGUGCUUCUCAAAAAAGCCUUUUUUCUCAUUCUGAAACACAUACCCCUUCCACAGACAAUAGUCAUUGUAAUAACAACAGCCAUGAAGUACAAGAGAAUAAAGUAAUUCUCAGGGAGAAAAAAUCUAAAAGAGAGACAGAAGAUGAACGUAGGCAAAGACUAUCAGUCCAUAAGGAUGAAAUUAUGAGAGGUAAUGUGAAGGCGGCAAUGGAGAUUUUUGAAAAUCUAAGGAAGCGAGAGGAACUAAAGAUAAUUCUCUCAAAGGUAGAGGAAAUAGAAGGAGAGACGAGCAAAGUUGAUGUGAGAUCUUUGAAAAAUGUAUUUGAGAAUGUGCCAGCUUGGUUUGUUGCCCCUGGCAAAAAUGUAAAUGAGGGAAAAUCCAACAUGGAAAAGAAUGUUGAAAGGACAGACUCACUGAAAGAUUAUUCAGAAAGUACAUCCUCGGUGGAGGUUGUGUUCGGUGAUCUUGAAAGAGCAAGUGCAGAAAUAAUUAAUUUGAAAGAGCAAACGUUGGCUAGGCUUAUGGAUAUAGAGGAAGCCAUAAAAAAGGCCUUGUAUUCUGUGUCAAAUUUAAAAACAGAGUCUGAUAUUGCUGGGCUAUCUGGGCUCUUCAAUGAAUCCCUGAGAACAGAACAAAGUCCUGCCACACCAAAUAACAUAAGGAAGAUUAGUAUCGUUUCCAGCAGAACCAAAACAGAACAAGGAAGGGAAGCAUCAGGAACAAAUGCAAAGCAAACAACUGGGUUGUCAGGAAAAUCAGAGAAAGUACAAAAGCCAGUACUACAAGUACCCACGUCCAGACCACAAGCAGUUUCUCCCUCUUCUCCUUGCUUCAUCUCCAUUCAAUCUGCUGCCAGAAAACCUGUUGAGUCUCCUAAAACACCACGGUCUCAUUCAGCCACCACUCAUCAGGGAGCUGAGAGAACACAGCACAGUCCCAGUUCUCUUGAAGUUAACGGUGACCAUGGUCAGCCUUCGGCUCAUAAGGAGUCUGAGGGCGAAGUCAGCAGUACACUUCGCCCUAAGCGUAAAGUUAGCGUGCUAGAGGUACAGACAAUCCCAGAGGCUGCUGGAAUUGUGGGCACCAAGACUGUCAGUGAAAAAUAUGAAAAGACUGACUGCUUUGGCAACAAAUUUGUCUCCUCUACAACUUCAACAAUUGUUACUAAGCAAUCUGAAACUAAAACCUCAUCUACCUAUGAAGUAGUUGCCAACCCUACCAGAUAUGAAGUAAUGACAUCACCUCUUAUCCGGAGACCUGUUCACACUUACUCAGAAAAUCCACAAAACACAUGCAAAGAGGAAGGAAGGGUUUUUGUCACCUUUGGCCACUCAAAGGCAGGGAAACAUUAAUAUCACAUUCAGUGCAAUGCUCAUUCAGUGUUGCAGGAGGUUCUGGGUGAUUCCUUAAUGUUUUAUCACUCAUAGAUCCAAUGCUAUAUAUCUCCUGUUGUGCUUCUCAUGUAAUAUAGAUGUUUUAUCCACUGUGAUUUGUUCUUUUGUUUUUAUUAUGUUGUUAUUAUAGUAUUGUGUAUAACUAUUUUAUUUGAUUGCAUUUGUAUAAUUUCAUAAUAUUUUCUUCUAUAAUUACUGUAAAUGUAGGCUCCUUUUGUGUUAUGUACAAGUAACUUGUUGAUUAAUUAAUUAAUCCACAAACAAUUCACAUUUCCAAACAAUUUUUUUGAAAUGUAUAUUGUUGUAAGCAAGCAAUUAAAUAAAUAUGUUGCGCUGAA